AUGGAUGAAAAUGAUGCAGAAGGUUAUAAAAAAGUUAAAUUGCUUGAACCUGAGGCAGAACCUUCUUCUUUCCCACAUGCCAGUGAAGAAUAUUCAGACGAUGAGUCAGACGUAGAUGAAGAUUCACAAAGAAAGCCCCCGCAGCGCUAUCGCAAAAGUGAUGCAGAUAAAGUUAUGCGUAAAAAUUUGUUUAAGAAUCCUAUGGAUGAUGAAGAUGCAAGGGAAGUGGAGGAUAUCGCUGAGCUAAACAUCAAAGAUCGGUGGAGACUGUAUAACUAUUGGGAAGAACAGAGAUUCAAGUAUUUGCAGUCAGAAAAUAGAAACCUGGUCAGAGAUUACACAGAAAAAUGCAAAAUGCUAGCAAGCUUGAGACAACUUGAGGAUGGAGACACUUUGGAAAAAGCGGAUGUGAUUGGAAUGACAACCUCUGGAGCUGCCAAGUACCAGCACAUUCUCCACCGCAUCAAGCCAAAGAUUGUGAUUGUGGAGGAGGCAGCAGAGGUUCUGGAAGCUCACAUUGUCUCUGCUCUCAGUGCUGGCACCCAACACCUCAUUCUCAUUGGAGACCACAAGCAACUCAGACCCAAACCUAAUGAACAUGUCCUAGCAACAAAGUACAACCUCUCCAUCUCCCUGUUUGAACGUCUGGUGAGGAAACAGAUGUCUCAAGCAACACUAGAGAUUCAACAUCGCAUGAGGCCAGAGAUUGCUCAACUGGUGUGUCCUCAUGUGUAUGAGAAGCUCUUGAACCAUGAAAGUGUUCAGAAAUACCCUGACAUACGAGGAAUAUCAAAGAAUAUGUUCUUCGUUCAUCACAGUGAACCAGAAAGCGAAAAUCCAAACUUGCUCAGUUAUCAAAACGAAUUUGAAGCCAACUACAUUGUUGGUCUCUGUGCCCACUUACUGAGACUGGGCUACUCCCCAAGUCAAGUAACUAUCCUCACACCUUAUGUCGGACAGCUUCUGCUGUUAAGAGACAAGAUGCCAAAGAGUGAAUUCUGUGGAGUUCGUGUGACAGCAAUAGAUAACUUUCAGGGAGAAGAAAAUGACAUCAUAGUCUUUUCAAUGGUCCGCAGUACCAAUCCCAACAGUAACAGAACAACAAUUGGUUUUGUGAAAGAAGAUAACAGAGUUUGUGUGUCUCUGUCGAGAGCAAAGCAUGGAUUCUAUGCCAUUGGAAAUUUUGAGUUGAUCCGUCACCAGAGCCGACUGUGGGAGUCAAUCAUCUCUGACGUGGAGAGCAGAGAAUGUUAUGGCAACUCCCUCCCUCUCUACUGCUGCAAUCAUCCCGAGACAAAAUACUCAGCCCAGACAGGCUCAGAUUUCGAAGCUAGAGCACCAAAUGGUGGAAAGAGUCAUGCCAAGAUGUGGUCAUAUUCAGAGGAUGAAAUGCUCAUAUGA
Messenger RNA from Geodia barretti, 1401 nucleotides. The record is from the annotation of a GenBank genome assembly. NCBI's taxonomy places the organism in Eukaryota, Metazoa, Porifera, Demospongiae, Tetractinellida, Geodiidae.